Messenger RNA from Limulus polyphemus (Atlantic horseshoe crab), 4865 nucleotides. RefSeq lists its product as uncharacterized. The transcript is spliced from 15 exons. The coding region runs from base 168 to 2435 and encodes 755 amino acids. The record is from RefSeq and is a predicted model, not a curated record. NCBI's taxonomy places the organism in Eukaryota, Metazoa, Arthropoda, Merostomata, Xiphosura, Limulidae.
CAAGCGUAUCAUGUUGGGUAAAUGAUGAUGUUGCCAACCACCACAUUCGGAUUAUUUUGAAAAUGGAGAAGACUGUGUGAAAACUAGGCUUACUUACAGGAUUUCAGUGUGAGAACAAGAAAUGAAGUUUUUAUUGUGAAAGGUCCAUUGAAAUCAAACCUCAAAAUAUGUCAUAUCGUGGAGUGUGGUCCUCCAUCGUACGUCGGAGGAAAUAUGACGUUCCCUCCGAAGACAAUAACACCAAAAGACACACCAUUCAAGUGUCGUCCUCUCCUAAUCUACGACUAAGCCGGCUGUCGUCAGAUUCUUCGUACGAGAAGACUAACUCUCAUAGUCGAGUCAGCUCUCCAAACUCUCCCCUUUGUGGACCACAGUCAGCUCAGACGCCAAGCCCCACCUCUCGGCGUUUUUCUAGUUUCUUCUCCAAACAUACACCAAAGAUUCCACUGAAAAGGACCAAAAGUACCACCAAACUAGAGCGAAAGCGAGGUACAACAGAUGGGAGCAGACUCCGUAGUUCCAAAUCCCACGAGUCUUUACUUCUUAGUUGUUCGGAAGUAUUUUCUGACAUUGAUCUCACUCAGUAUGGUGUUAAUGUAAAGCCACUUUCUGGACAUUAUUGUGGACAAGAGCAUUGCUUUGAGCUGUAUUCAACAAAAGGAGUGAUUCGCCAUUAUUCUUGUAGUUCAGAAGAAGAGAGAGACAGUUGGGUUCAGAGGUUAAGAGAUUCCAUACACAACGAGACUUCUAACAAGCAAAGAAUGGAAAAUUCACUCAUCAUAUGGAUCUUGGAAGCUAAAGGUCUCCCAGUUAAAAAAAGAUAUUAUUGUGAACUGUGUUUGGACAAAGAGCUCUAUAGCAGAACCUCAUCCAAGCAGAUGGCUGAUAUGUGUUUUUGGGGCGAGCACUUUGAAUUCAAAUUUUUGGAGAAACAGAUUAGUAAGGUUUUUUCUGUUGGAGUUCUAGAUGCCUGGAGAAACAGGUUAACACCAGGUGAAGUCAGCAAGCUCAACUUUAAUGAACAGAUUGACCUUGGAAAAGAGUUAUCUAUUCUACAUUCACAGUUGAUAGACUGCAUUCCUAAAAUGAAUAAAAUAAAUUAUGAAGAAGAUUUUGAAGAACUUAAAUGGAUUCUAAAUGACAUCUCAUCCUCUAUGUUGCAACCAUCAAUAACACGGCAGAUGAGUUUCCAAAGUUUGAACAGUAUAACAUCUAACACUCACAACCCACUUGGUCCCACCAAAUCUCUACCUGAAAGAUCUCGUCAGUUGCAGCAUCAGUCAUUAAAAAACUCUCCUGUACACUUGUCAAGUUCUAGUGGAAACAAAACACCUAAGUUGAGUGGAGGGUUACAGCAUCUUCAGGAGACUACAUCAUCUUCUGGUCUGUUAAUAAAACAACCCAUUACAAGAACCGGGAAUUAUACAUGCAGAGGUAAUACAAUACUGCCUGAAGAUGGGAAUGUAUCAGAUGAUUAUAUAAAAAUUGAGCCACUGCUAAAUGACAGAAAUUAUAUUGGCGAAGAGGAUCAUGAAAACCUUCCCAUGCAUGCCAGUUACUUGAAUGAUAAGCAUUCCAAUUCUUUUUUACUCCAGAAUGGAGAUGUGUCGAAGUAUAGUUUAACAAAUUCUUUGUAUACAACGCCAAUUAGUGAGCACAAGGUGAAAGAAGAAACAUAUAGAAACUUGGACCCUGUAGUGUCUUGUAGAAGAAACCCACAGUUGUGUGGUCUUUUAGAAACACUGGAUAGACCAAAACAAGUAGUUUUGGCCAAAAACAUUUUUAACGGUGAUUUUGAUAAGGCAACAUAUGAGAGUUAUUAUCGCACGAAACCUGAUGGCCAGUCCUCUGUUUAUAAGAUUUCAUCAUUGAGUUUAUCAAAUUACCAGUCUGUAGGAAAUAGUCAGUCAACUUAUUCCCUUGAUCUUUCUCAGACACGAAUAACCGUUUCCUCUGAUGGCCAGUGUAAUUUACCUCUUCCUUUGGCUUUCAAAAAUCCAUUGUAUUCUCUGGAUGACUCCUGUACGAGCAGUAGUGAAAGUGACUUCCUGGAAGGACCUGAAAGGGAGUCAUCUCACAUUAGCUUUCUUGGUGUCAAAGACGAUGCUCUAAGUAAUUCUAGUGGUUCUGGUUAUCAUCAAAAUGAAACUGACUGCUUCAGCUUAUUGCCAUCCAAAACCCCUUUAUCUCAUAAUGAAACAAUGGAGUUUCAAACUCAUUCACCACUGACUAGUCUCACACAUUCCACUAUACCAGGAUCUCCCCCAAAAUUUCCCAUUUCUCAGUAUAAGCUACCUCAUUCUAAUGGUAUAUCAAGUCACGUGGCUCAGUGCAGGACAGAAAGAAGAGGAUCUUCUGACCCAUUACUACAUGGCCACAGAAAGAAAGGUGUGCAAGGGACUAAAUUAUUCAUAUCAUCAUUCAAAUUCUUUUGAUACCAAGAGACAGAAGCAAUUCGGAAAGGUGUCACCGUAACUCCCUGUUUUAUGUUGUCCAAGUUUUCCCAAAUGUGUCAGCUGACAGUUGUAGUGAUUUUAUCUGUGAUCCACAUUCCUACAGUUAUUGUAUCAACUAUGUUCAAGUCAGUUAUUGUAUCAACCACGUUCAAGUCUUUGUAAGUUUCACCACAAACCAGACUUGUGUUAUUCAUGUAUAUUGUGCAGGUUUGUGUUAGUCAUAUGUAAGUUAUCAUAUUGAAGUCUUUGUGUUUGUCAUUCUAUGUAGAAGACAUUAAUUUGCACGAACUUUAAAAAUUCUAACCUGCAUGUUUUAACCUUACUGACUCUCCAGGAUAAUCCCUGCUGCUACAGAGCUCCUUGUUUCAAUUUAUGGGAUCUGUUCUGCUGCUACAGAAAUCCGUGAUUUAGUUGUGAGGAAUGUUCUGCUGCUACAAAACUCUGUGAUUUAGUUGUGGUGAAUGUUCUGCUGCUACAGAAAUCCGUGAUUUAGUUGUGGGGAAUGUUCUGCUGCUACAGAACUCUGUGAUUUAGUUGUGGGGAAUGUUCUGCUGCUACAGAACCUCGUGAUUUAGUUGUGGGGAAUGUUCUGCUGCUACAAAAAUCCAUGAUUUCGUUGUGGUGAAUGUUCUGCUGCUACAGAAAUCCGUGAUUUCGUUGUGGUGAAUGUUCUGCUGCUACAGAAAUCCGUGAUUUCGUUGUGGUGAAUGUUCUGCUGCUACAGAAGCGGACAAGACAAUGACAAUUUACAGAAUCCAGAUUAGCUCUAUAUUUUUGAACUCAACUUUUCAUGAGGUUCUGUAAGCCUUAGUAUGGAAUCUUCAUGAACAUUCUUCUGUGGUUAGUAAUCACACACCACAGAUGGAGCUUAAAACCACCCUUAUUUUCUUUAUAAUGAUAAUUACAAUCCAAGUAUUCAAGCCUCAUUAUCAGACCCUUCUUUCUAACUUUUUGUGUAGUGUAUUGCUACUUUUUCAAACAUCAUGGUAUCUUCAGUGUAACAAAAGCUUGGAGUGUGCCUUCAUUGCUAAUUGUUACGUUUCACCAAAUUACAAGUUGUGUAUAAGCAAUUGUAAUGUUAAUAUAUUUCUUAAUGGUUACUAAUUGUCAAGUUUCACCCAUAUUAACCAGUUGUCUGCAUGCAUCGUCAUAGUUCAUAUUAAACUUCUUGUAUAUUGAUUAUUUUAUUUUAGAAUGUGUAUAAGUUUUGUCUUAUAAUCAACCCUUGUAUGUACUGCAUAACUUCUCUUCAUUCACCAUCAAUUUAACUUAGUCACCAUGUGAUCUUAGGAUUUCAGUUUUCCAAGUUUUAUUCACUCAGUAUUCAUAAACUUAUGUGAUUUCAAUUUUCCCAAUUAAAACUUUUUUUAUCAAAAUGGACUGAUCAACCACUAUUACUUGCAUGCAAUUAGAAUGUUUCAAUACUCCAUCUCCACUGUACACUCUAAUGUCAACCCCAGUAAGUCUGUCUGUCUUUGUCACAGAAAUUUUAAGGAGUCACUUUCCAACUUUAAACUCUGACUGGACAAGUGGAAUAUGGUGAUUAUGUCUUUAACAAGAUAAAUAUUAGUGAGUUAAUAGUUUGGGUUGUCAAAGAUUGUAACAAGCAAAAUUCUUGAACUGUUGACAUAAACCUUUAGAUUUUGUUUAUUUCUUUUUUGUACUAUGUGCCAUGAAUACUUGUAAUUAAGACUACUAGUGAGUGAUACCACACUGUCCAAUGUUUGAUAAUAAGAUAGCGUAUCUCUUUGUAAUGAUAAUCCUAUUUACAGAAGGUGCUUUUACUUAUCAAAAAAUCUUACUGCUGGAACUUCCUAUCACUUUUACUUAUUAUUUUUGUUUACUUUUAAGCUAUUAAUCAUGACAUUGUGUCUGUAGCUUUAUCAAGAGCCAUGACUGUAAAUAAACAGAAAGUCACUUGAUGUUUUCACCCUUGAACUGAUGUUAACCUUUUAGCAAACUGCAUGCAAGACGACUAGAACAAUUCCCUCCCUUCAGAUAUUUAGGCUAAACUUCCUAAUGAAUACCUGUUAAUGAGCAAUUGUAGUUCCAGAAGUUGCUUUGGUUAAGUUUGUGAAAGUUUAAUCUUUGUUACCCAGUUUCUCCUAUAAAGCCUGAAGUGUACCUAUUUUGUAAUGUUUAAUACAAUAUAUUGGAUAUCCUAAAAAAACAGCAUGAUUAUGAAAUUAAAAAAAGAAGGUUAUGAGGGGUGUAAGUUAAAUAUAUUUAAAAAAUAUUUGUUGCCUGAUAUCUGUAAACUUGUAAUGUUACCAAAAACCAUAAUACUUGAUAAUCAUAAGAAAUGUAUAAUAUUAAAGUUGAGAUUAUGGAGCAUAAAAAACUAAAUGUCAAUAAAUCAUUACACUCUCUAAAUCAUAAAAAGUAAUAUUAAUAAAUUAUUAUGCUCCA